AUGAAUAUUGAAGAACUCGAAAAUUAUGCAAGCAUGGUGCUUCAACAGGCAAUUGAUGCUAGGAGACAGAGAAUCCUUUUAAAAAGGGAACGUGCCAAACAGGAAUAUAUUGAGCAACAACUUUUGAUAGAGUCAGAAGAAAAAAAAAGUAAAACUAAAGAGGAAAGUCCACCAGAGACUGCAAACUCGGAUGAAGAAGUGGAAGCAGACAGGAAGAAACCAAAACUAGACAUACCAGAUAGUAAAACAAUAAUCUCCAACGUAUUCCGCUACUUAGACCAAGAGUACAAGUUCCUGCAGUUGCAGAAUGACGACAAUCCUGACCUUCGGCCGUUGGCUGCCAUCACCCAGCGGACCUCCAACGCGACUGGCGUCAGCCCGGUGGAAGUACGCAGCAUCGUGAGGGAGGACAGAGCGAAGAAAGCCGAAAAGAGGAAGUCAGGAAGUCAAAAGCAGAGCUCUAAUGACAGCUCUACCGAAGAUUCAGUCUCUGAAGGAAAAUACCGAAUAACCACAGAUUCUAGCGCUGAGCGGAAAAUCUGCUCAGAAGGUAACGGUGCUGACAAACACUAG
Molecule: messenger RNA, 573 nt
Organism: Arctia plantaginis
Lineage: Eukaryota; Metazoa; Arthropoda; Insecta; Lepidoptera; Erebidae
Source: the annotation of a GenBank genome assembly